CUUAUUUCGAAAGUUGUCAGCUUUUAGGGGAAAUUGCCCUAAUUUGUGUAGUUAGAGAGGCGCGACGACCUUUCGAGCUUCUUCCGAUGAAGACUGUCACCGGAAGAGUUGUUAGUGCUGAACCAAUCUCCCUCUCAAAGGCGGCUAAGCUUCUCUCUGGAUUCGCUUCCUCUGAUAAUGGCGCCUCUCAAGACGUUAGUGCGUACCUCCGGCGAGCCUCCGCUGCCUUCACUGAAUUAAAGAGUUUCCACAGGGAGAUUAAAUCAAAGGAGACGAAGCCAAGCUCCGAUAGGGAGACUAAAUCAACGGAGACGAAGCAAAGCUCCGAUGCAAAGAGUGAGCGGAAUGUCAUUGACGAAUUCGACGGUCGGAAGAUUCGUUACCGGAAUAGUGAAGCUGUGAGUGUGGAAUCAGUUUAUGGUAGGGAACGUGAUGAGAAAAAGAUGAAGAAGAGCAAAGACGCAGAUGUUGUUGAUGAGAAGGUGAACGAGAAGUUGGAAGCAGAGCAAAGGAGCGAAGAGCGAAGGGAGAGAAAGAAGGAGAAGAAGAAGAAGAAGAACAACAAAGACGAAGAUGUUGUUGAUGAGAAGGUGAAGGAGAAGUUAGAAGACGAGCAAAAGAGCGCAGAUAGAAAGGAGCGAAAGAAGAAGAAGAGCAAGAAGAACAACGACGAAGAUGUUGUUGAUGAGAAGGAGAAGUUAGAAGACGAGCAAAAGAGCGCAGAGAUAAAGGAGAAAAAGAAGAACAAAGACGAAGAUGUUGUUGAUGAGAAGGAGAAGGAGAAGUUGGAAGACGAGCAAAGGAGUGGAGAGAGAAAAAAGGAGAAGAAGAAGAAGAGGAAGAGUGAUGAAGAGAUCGUUUCAGAGGAGAGGAAGAGUAAGAAAAAGAGAAAGAGUGAUGAAGAGAUGGGUUCAGAGGAGAGGAAGAGCAAGAAAAAGAGGAAACUGAAGGAGAUUGAUGAUUGAAGUUGGUUAAUUCGGGGUUUUAGCUGAAGGUUUGAGAAAUUUUUGUAGUUGAAACUAAGAAAUCUUUCAAAUUUUUGGGUAUGUGUAGUUGAAGAUGUUACUUGGUGACAAUUAAGAUUGAGAAGGAUUUCAUAUUUGGAACUCUCUUGUUAAAGUUUUAUGGUAUUUGCAUUGAAGUUUUUGUUGUUUUGGUA
This is a messenger RNA of Arabidopsis thaliana (thale cress), 1159 nucleotides long. RefSeq lists its product as uncharacterized. The transcript has a single exon. Bases 87 to 965 code for a protein of 292 amino acids. The record is from RefSeq and is marked reviewed. Lineage: Eukaryota; Viridiplantae; Streptophyta; Magnoliopsida; Brassicales; Brassicaceae.